Cicer arietinum (chickpea) is the source of this 469-nucleotide messenger RNA. NCBI's taxonomy places the organism in Eukaryota, Viridiplantae, Streptophyta, Magnoliopsida, Fabales, Fabaceae. The record is from RefSeq and is a predicted model, not a curated record.
CAUGUGCAGAGCUGAAGCACACCAACUUUAUUCAAGAAAACCCAUAUUUGAUUCACUUGGUGUUCAACUAUUUGCAGUUCUUCAUGAAGACAUAGAAUCAGAGGUAAAAGAUUUUUGGCCUAGAUACUGGGGAGGUGUUGUACUUCUGGAUCGAAGCAGGGACUUAUAUAAAGCUCUUGGAGGUGGAAAACUUCUGAAGGAGAAGUUUAUAUCAGGAUUUUUGUUGAAUCCUAGAGCAAUUUCCAACUACAAGCGUUCAAAAAAAAGGAACAUUAUUGAGUACAAUUUUAAAGGUGAAGGUGAAAUAAAAGGAGGACUAUUUAUAAUAGGGAGUGGAAAAAGUGGCAUUGCUUAUCAGUUUAUUGAGAGAAAUUUUGGUGAUUGGGCUCCACUACCUGAAGUAAUUGAGAUAUGUAGUCAAAUGCAAAAGAACCAACAACAAGUUCAAAGAGAGUUUGUGCUUCAUUGA